This is a messenger RNA of Symsagittifera roscoffensis, 2355 nucleotides long. RefSeq lists its product as uncharacterized. Gene Ontology annotation, biological process: lipid metabolic process. The coding region runs from base 43 to 1428 and encodes 461 amino acids. Lineage: Eukaryota; Metazoa; Xenacoelomorpha; Acoela; Convolutidae. Gene Ontology annotation, molecular function: oxidoreductase activity, acting on paired donors, with oxidation of a pair of donors resulting in the reduction of molecular oxygen to two molecules of water. The transcript is spliced from 3 exons. The record is from RefSeq and is a predicted model, not a curated record. Gene Ontology annotation, cellular component: membrane.
UGCAAUAAUUAUUUUAAAGGUGACUUUGAAUGGUCAACAAAAAUGUGUCUCGGUGAGAAGGCAGAAGACAAGUUGCAAUCUUUCACGUUCGCUGAAAUAACGCAAUUGGCUGAAAGCGACAAAAAGAACGUGUAUCUUAUUAUCGAAUCAGCCGUCUAUAAAGUUACAGAUUGGCUACCUAGACAUCCUGGAGGGCCAGAUGUGAUUCGCAAUCUUUCUGGUCGCGAUGCGUCUUUAGUUUUCCGGACGAGUCACCCAAAAAGUAGCUACCUAUAUCUUAGCAAAUACAAAAUCGGGAACGUUACUGGAAACCGGAAAACUAAGUUUGAUGAAGAUUAUGAUGCGCUUGUAGAUGAAGUUUACGACGGUGAACUGAUGAAAACUAAUUACUCUUGGUACUUCUGCAAAACAAUGAUAUCAUAUCUGAUAUUAGCUCUGAGUGUUUCGCUCUACGUGAUUGGGUCCAAAAAUGAAAGCAUUUGUAUGCAGCUAUUUGGUGGCUUCUUUCUCGGAACCUUUUUCCAACAGACCGCGUUUCUUGGACACGAUACUGGACAUAAUGGUGUUACUCACAACAGGUUAUAUGAUACCAUGUACGGUGUAAUGGUUGGACCUCUUUUGACAGGAAUCUCAAUAGGGUGGUGGAAAGAUUCGCACAAUACUCAUCAUAGUGUCCCAAACGUUGUUCAACAUGAUCCGGACAUACAGCAUUUGCCUGUUUUUGCCGUGACACCUCAAUACUUUAAUUCGCUAUACAGUUUCUACCACAAAAGAGUGAUGGUUUUCGACGCUGCUGCUCGCUUUUUUGUCUCUUAUCAACGUUAUCUUUUCUACCCGAUCAUGGCAUUAGCGAGAUUCAAUUUGUACGCUCAAAGCAUUAUCUUCAUUGUCGCUAAGAGGUGUGAGUGGCGGAAAACUGAAGCAGUGACUACUUUGCUGUUCUGGACAUGGCUCAUAGCUCUUCACUACCAGUGCUCAUCAGCAUCAGUUGGAUUUGCAUGUCUUAUUUUAAGUCAUGCGGUAGCUGGACUUCUACAUGUGCAGAUAUGUUUGUCGCACUUUCCCAUGCAGACGUAUGGAGAGGUCCAGUAUGGAGAAGAAACGCACGGGUUUUUCGACACUCAAAUCGCCACUACAAUGGACAUAGACUGUCCAGAGUGGCUAGACUGGUUCCACGGUGGACUCCAGUUCCAGACAGCACAUCAUCUGUUUCCAAGAAUUCCCAGACACAACUUACGAAAACUGCAAGCUAGACUGCUGAAGUUCUGCGCUGAGCACGGAAAACCGUAUUACAUGCACCCGUUCAUAGACGCGAAUCGAAAGUUGCUUUCGGGAUUGCAGAAAACGGCAGAAGUGGCAAAGGACCCAAAGAAAGCGUUCAACUUCAAAGAAUCAAUGCUAUGGGAAGGAAUGUGCGCACAAGGUUGAGGGAAGAGUCUAAAGCAAGAACUAAUUGCAAAUGUAGUGGUGAGCGAAACUGAAGUAUUGGUUAAUGAAAUAUUAUAAAUAUAAAUAAUGAUGAAUUGGGCAGUUGAGUUAAAAAUUGAGAUACAAUUUUUAACGGCUGAAAAAUUGCCACUUGAUUUUGAGAUAUUGGUUUUGACACCUAGUUCUAGAAAAUGAUCAUCUGCCCAAUUUUGCUUGCUUUGCAAAUUGUAAUAUAAAAUUUCCUAAUCAAAUUUUAACAAAUUCUCUUACUUUUUAUAAGACUGGUUUGUCUUAAACGCUGCUUUAAGAUAUAAAAUACAAAAGACUACACAAUCGCUGUAGUUGUGUGGCGGUUGAUUCAUAAAAAUCUGAUAGAAACUUGAUGCUCGACGAUUGAUCUCAGAAUUUCAGUGGAUUUGACUUAAAGCUUCCUCAACUGUCAUUGAUAUCAAAAUUACCCUCAUUUUUGGAGACGAAUUGAUGUAUGUAUAAUAACAAGGGAUUUACGCGCAAUUUUUUGCAUCAUAAUGUGUGCUACUAAAUGUGAAUUUAUUUUUUCAUUAUUAUCAAUAUGUUAGAGGAAAAAAAAUAUAUUUUGUUCGGUUUGUCAGAUGAACCCUGGCGCUCACUUACUUGUUUUCUCAAGUUUGUGCUAUCUUGAAUUUGUAUUUUGGUUUUUUCAAGUCAAGUAAACUCAGUCAAGCUCCAGACUGUGUUGUUCGUUAGCCCUAACUGACGUCUCAAACUUGAAGAAUUCAAUUUUCACAGACUUAAAAGAGCGAAUAAUAGUUUCCAUGGGCUGCCAUUCCUCAGGAUUUAUAAGGCGUGUUUAUUAUCUAAUAUUUUCCCAAAUGCUUAUCUAGACUAAUGCGACUAAAUGUUUUAGUGUAAAAAGAUUUAUUUUUGAAUUGACUUUUUCUCAGUUUG